This is a messenger RNA of Lepisosteus oculatus (spotted gar), 1470 nucleotides long. RefSeq names its product betaine-homocysteine methyltransferase (gene bhmt). The record is from RefSeq and is a predicted model, not a curated record. Gene Ontology annotation, biological process: L-methionine salvage. Gene Ontology annotation, cellular component: cytosol. Lineage: Eukaryota; Metazoa; Chordata; Actinopteri; Semionotiformes; Lepisosteidae. Gene Ontology annotation, molecular function: zinc ion binding; betaine-homocysteine S-methyltransferase activity.
GGAGUAAUAUAUAACAGAGACUAUUUGGCAGCACACAUGAACUUUGUUGAGGUUUUGUUUAGUGUUAUAUCUGAACUUGGUAAAAUGGCACCAGCGGGGUCCAAGAAAGGUAUUCUAGAGCGCUUGGAUGCUGGGGAGAUUGUUAUUGGUGACGGGGGGUUUGUGUUUGCCCUGGAGAAAAGAGGCUAUGUGAAGGCAGGGCCAUGGACUCCAGAAGCUGCGGUGGAGCACCCUGAGGCAGUUCGACAGCUGCACAGGGAAUUUCUGAGAGCGGGAGCAAAUGUCAUGCAGACGUUCACAUUCUAUGCCAGUGACGAUAAACUGGAGAACCGGGGCAACGACUUGAGAAUAUCUGGAGAAAAAAUCAAUGAAGCAGCCUGUGACUUAGCCAGGGAAGUCGCCAAUGAAGGAGAUGCCUUGGUUGCCGGAGGAGUGUCCCAGACCCCUUCCUACCUGAGCUGUAAGAGUGAGAAUGAAGUGAAGGCAAUCUUCAAGAAACAACUGGAGGUCUUCAUUAAAAAGAAUGUGGACUUUCUGAUUGCUGAGUACUUUGAGCACGUGGAGGAAGCUGAGUGGGCAGUUCAGGUUCUGAACACCAGUGGAAAGCCGGUUGCAGCCACUCUGUGUAUUGGGCCGGAAGGAGACCUGAAUGGAGUCAGCUGUGGUGAAUGUGCUGUCAGAUUGGUCAAGGCUGGUGCCAAGAUUGUCGGUGUGAAUUGUCACUUUGAUCCCAUGACGUGCCUGAAGACUGUGAAGCUCAUGAAGGAAGGCCUGGAGGCAGCAAAGCUGAAAGCUCAUCUCAUGAUCCAGCCCCUUGCUUACCACACCCCUGACUGUAACCAUCAGGGAUUCAUUGACCUCCCAGAAUUCCCCUUUGCCUUGGAGCCAAGAAUCCUAACCAGGUGGGACAUGCACAAAUACGCCAGAGAGGCCUACAAGAUGGGCAUCCGCUACAUUGGUGGCUGCUGUGGCUUCGAGCCGUACCACACCCGUGCCCUGGCAGAAGAGCUGGCACCCGAGAGAGGUUUCCUCCCUGACGCCUCUCAGAAGCAUGGCAGCUGGGGUAAUGGUCUGGACAUGCACACCAAGCCCUGGGUCAGGGCCAGGGCUCGUCGUGAUUACUGGGAGAAGUUGCUGCCGGCAUCAGGGCGCCCCCUGUGUCCUUCCAUGUCUACACCAGAUGGAUGGGGAGUGACCAAGGGACAUGCUGACCUGAUGCAGCAGAGAGAGGCGACCACUGAGGGGCAGCUGAAGGAGCUGUUUGAAAAGCAAAAGAAGGCCAAGGUCACAGCUUGAGGUUCAUCAAACAGCUCUGGGCUCAAGGGAGGCAAAGCGGGACUUUUUCUGUCCAUUCCCAUUUGAUAUUUUGGAUAUUGGGCACUUGCAACAGAUGUGUUUUGUUUUUGAAAACUUUACUGGACCACUUCUAUGCAAUCAUAUGGUAAUAAACAGAAUUCAUUACCUAAAUCA